Molecule: messenger RNA, 5013 nt
Organism: Zootermopsis nevadensis
Lineage: Eukaryota; Metazoa; Arthropoda; Insecta; Blattodea; Termopsidae
Product: microcephalin
Biological process (GO): mitotic cell cycle
Source: RefSeq, a predicted model, not a curated record
GCUGUCUACACUCGUAGCAAAGUGGUGAUUGGUGAGGUUAUCUGUGUUCUCAUUUAAAACUUUGACACCUGCCUGCAUGAACGUAACAACAUUAUGGAGUGUAUAAGAAAAAGAUCACUUUGCCAAUGUGUAUUUCAGCUUGAUUGACGAUUUAUCAAGUUUCAGAGACAGAACUUGUAGAUGGACAUGCAGAUGUAACUUCUCUAUUAUAUGGUCCGUGUAUGAACUUUAUGGAAAGAAUGUGUGAUAAGCAUUGGAAUCUGGGCUGUCUGUAAGAAUAACAUGCAUAAUGUGAUUUAGUUCAGGCUGCCAUGAGAAUAAGAUAUUCAUUCUGCAUAGGAUUAAAAACAUGGCUGCUACAGAUUUGUUGGAUUAUUCAAAUGAACAAGGCUUAAAUGUUGACUGCACUCCAGAGAGGCAGCAGGGAAUGGGAAGCUUAAGUGGAUCUGGCCGAAGCAGUGUUCGAAAAUCCGGAAAGUUACGCAAGCUGUUCACACCCAAAGAGUUGCACAGUGUGGAUGAAAAUACUGAUAUCAGUCCUGAACCAUGCCUUAAAAGGAAAAGAUUGUCAUCAAUAUCACAUACUGCUACUGUUGCAAAUGGAAGUUAUAUUGAUUCAAGUUUUGAUGUUGUAGAUGUAACACCCGGCAUAAAUGGAUUACAGUCACUAACGUUUCGAUCACACUUAAAUAAUUACUCUUCUGUACCAGUAGGCAACCUUAAAGUUACACCAGAAUCUAUGCAACAUUGUGAUUCAUUUAAUAAGAAUGAUUCAGAAAGUUUGCCACUGUCGCCUGUAAGUAUUAAAAUGUAUGAAAAUGGGAAGAAGAUGGAAAAAGUUGGAAGGAAGGGAUUAUUUUGUAGGAAGGGAAGUAAGUCAUCAGGAGUUAGUGGUAUCACAAGCCUGUCGGCAGCAAAGACUUCCCAUGCUACAAGCAGUAAGUGCAGUGGUUCAGUUAUUGGCAAUUCUUUAGAUACAACAGGUAGAGUGCAUAGGAGACAAACAGAGAUUAUUCACCACACCAAGCAGAAUGGGUUAGGUAACUUCUCAGAAUUGAUACAUAAGAUUCCUUGCAGAACUGAGGCAAUUAUAAGUCCUCAGAAGUCUCCACAAUGCAAUGAAGACGAAGAAGAACUUCCUCCCACUCAACCUAUAGCCAGCCUGUUACUAAGAGGAGUUGUUGCCUAUGCGGAGGUUAGGUCAGGAGGUGACAACAGAUCCAUGGGAAUCAAAGCUCACUUGAGAUCACUUGGUGCAAAUGUGAGGGACAAAUUUACAAAUGACGUUACCCAUGUGGUGUUCAACGAAGGUCUGUUAUCAACUUACAAGAAAGCGAUCAAGAGGAAAGUGCAUCUCGUUUCUGUGUCAUGGAUUGAGGAGUGUAAAAAUGCACAAACCAUAGUAUCAGAAAGGCUGUAUCCCCCUUUUGAUAUGGCAAAAUAUGAAUCUCCAAAUCUUUUAAAGAAGUUCAGAAAAGCAAAAUCAUUGCAACCUGAUUUUGAAAAUGUAGAAGAAAAAAUUAAAAAAAGACGCCAAAAGAAGUUUGUCUCUGAUAUAAAGGAGAAUGAACCAGAAAUUGAGCUGCUGGAAGAACAUACAUGCAAAAAGCAGAUAAAAGUGCCUGAAUUUCUUCAGAAUGUUAGUAAUGAAAAUGGACUUGUAAGGACUUUAUUGAGUGUAGCUGAUAUUGGGCCAGAAUAUGAGAAGAUUGUUAACAGACCUGUGAGUCCAACCCUGAGUGAGGAGGAAGAUUUCUCUAUUCCCCUUGCAGUCCGCUUACUUAGAAAAAUUCUUACUCCCCAGCCUAGUCCAGAAUUGACCUCGUCAAGAGAAGGAGCUGCAGAUAGAUUAAAAAUGGCAUCUUCGGUAGAUGACAUGAGUAUUUCCCCUGGAGCAUCCAAUAUUCAGGAGACCCCAAAGAGACAGUGUGGGCAAGAUCUUCAGAGAAGAAACAAAGUUCUUCCUUGCAGUUUUAUGGAUGGCAAAGAUACUGAUACAGCUGAUACAGGGGCUGAAGUUGGUAUAAAUAAUUUUAAUGUGACUACUCAAAGGAAUAAUUUGUCUCAGUCCUUAUCUGAGUCUCCAGCACUCAGCAGAUCUGGUAAAGUCUCAUUAGCAAAACCAGUGAGAAACAUUCUUUUAUGCAGUAAAGACAGUGGAGCAAAAAAUGACAAAUGCAAUAUGUCUUCAGCAAAACUCCAUACUACCACUGGCGGUGUUGCAGACAGUAUGAUAAAAUCUGGCAAAAAUGAAGUUCGGAAGGGUGAGAAAAGAAAACGGAGUACAAUGGAAAAUAUUAUAGUUGAGAAUUCAGAUUACAAAUCUGGUAAUCAGUGUGAAAAUCAUCCAGUUAACACUGAAAAUUUAAGAGCUGGAAUGUUUUCUUCUGUAUCUAUGAACAAGGAGGAUCAGUUUCCAGAUGAUAUGUGCGGUGGUGCCACAGUAAGUAAAAUAACUUUGAGGAAGAAAAGGAAAUUGUUACCUUUGCAACAGCUUAAUUCACCAGACAUGUUAGAUGUUUCUGCAGACACAGAAGAAACUUGUGUUCCAUCUGUGCAGUGUCCAUACACACCAGAAGGGAAGACUACUGGAAGGAAGAAAAGGAAGACAUUGCUUGUUGCAGGAGAAACCAGUGCCAUGGAGUUGACAUCUUGUGUACCAUCCACUUCAACCCUGAAGGUACUGAAAUGCAGCAGACAGAUUCAUAAGAAAUUUGAUUCCUCCUCAAAUGAAAAACAUGAAUUUGUGAGCCAAGUAUCUUUAUCCUACUCUAGAAGUUGCGUGGAUGAAUUUAUCAGAAUCCCUGAGCUGCCAGCAGUGGAGAAGCCACACAAAAUUUUAGAGAGAAAAUUGCCAUCACUAGUGUGCACCGGUCUACACAGACAUGAAGUGGAGGUUGUGGCAUCUGUGGUCGAGAAGUUGGGAGGCUUUAUUAUAGAAGCUAAUGUCUCUGAAAAGACCACUCAUGUUGUCACACAAGGAUCAAGGCGUACAAUAAACCUGUUGAAAGGAAUUGCUAGGGGCUGCUGGAUUGUCCUGCAGGAAUGGGUGCUUAAAUCUCUGAGUGCUGACAUGUGGUUGGAAGAGGAUGAAUUUGAACUGGCUGAAUUCUCCCCAGCUGUCAAGCAAUGCCGGAUGCAGAAAUUGUCAUUUGGGCCUGUGUACAAACUGGACUUGUUCAGAACUUGUGGUGCCAUCUGUGUGAGUAAGAAGAGUGUACCACCAAAGCGAGUCUUGGAAGAGUUAAUCACAUUAUGUGGUGGGCGUGUAGUGCCUGCAAUUCGUUCUGCUUGUUUAUUGGUGGGGAAUGGUUCCUGUACUCGGCAUGAACAUGUUAAGCAUGUUAAUGAAAAGUGGGUAUUGGACUCCAUACAAUUCAAUUCACUCAGACCAGUGAGUGAAUACACAUUAUGAGAAAAAUAUUUUGGGUUGUGGGUGGGAAAUGACGUGUCAGAGAUUUUAGUGUACGGUUCACUGUACUGUCAGAAUAAUGCUUAAAAUGGGUAGCUCUUAGUAGGUCAUUAAGAAUUUCAUUUGAAUCCAGUGUUGAACUCUAUAAAGAUGGUAAGGGGUCAGCUUUACAUUUUGAUUUACCAUUCCCAGGAAUGUUAGUUGUAUUCAUUUCAUCCGGUUGAUUUAAGUUAGAUAUGCACCAUUCUUUCUUGUCAAGACCAAGUGAAGAACUGAGUGUAUGUACUGAAAGAUAAUAGAUAUCUUUUUGGAAGUAUUUGUGUAUGACUGCCAUAACUGAGUUAAAUGAAAACAUGCAGUUAUGCUGACUUACAUUUCUGUCUCCCUUCCAGUGCUUGAUAUUUGAAUUCAUUUAAGAAAUGAUUUUUUCUCCACAUGAAGAAGUGAUAAAACAGCAGUCAAAUGACUAACUGAUAAUAAUUUGUUUACUUAUAAAAUUGUAAUAUUUUGAUUCUUAUUAUUGUUUUUGACUGCAUGGCAAUGAGUCUUGACUUUGUGUCACUUUGAUUAUUUAACAUUGCUGUCUUACCCUAAAGUGAGUUUCAUGCAUGUUAGAGAUUUUCAUAAAAUACUCCGUAUUGAGUGGAACUUAGUGUCUGUUACAGUUUUGAAAAGAGAAAUCAAAUUCAGUUAUUUAGUGCCUUUAUAUGUACUAUUUUGACUUCAUAUUUUAAAUUGAAUAUAUAAGGGAGUAGCAACCAUUUUCAGUUUAAAAAAAAUCGUACUCAAAAUAUGCAUUGCUGCCUUAAAACAGAUAAGACAAAAUUUAUCAGUAUGUAAAAGGAUUUAAAUUUAAAUUGAGAGAGUUUCAGCUGUUAUAAUUAUAGCUGUAGUAAAUGAGAAACUGAAGUUUAGAAAAUGCACUACUUCCUCACACUGAAGUUUUUUGAUGGGACAGUAGUACACAGCAGGAGUGUUAAUUAACUUGAAUAGUAUUUGAUGUAAUCUCUGAUUGAGGUUCCAAGGCCAUGUGCUCUGGUCUAAGAGAAUUAUCUUUAUUUAUGUAUGGAAAAUCUGCUGUUUUCUGUAUUAAUAAUGUGUUAAUAGAAUUGUGUUGCCAGUUCUGGAAGCAUGGCUUUUCUUCAGGGUUUCUUGUUUGUGUUUUCAAACAAAAUAUUUGAGAUUGUGAGUAAGUGUUUGAGGUUUGGUAAUAUGUUUCUCUGUGUGUGUGUAAGUAAGUCUGCAGUAUUUGCGUCUGUAAUUUGAAUCUUAUAUUUAUUUGAGGUCUGUGGUUAGUGAGAGAGAAAAAUAUACAAAAAGCACAUAUUUAGUAUUAAAAUUAUAUGUUGUAGAUUUCACGGAGUUUUCUCUUGUUCUCUUCACUACUUGAAGUACGUGAUCACUAACAGUUGUAGCUAGGACGCUGUGGCAUCUGCAGGAAGACACUGGCUUAAAGCCUCUUCAUUUUCACUUACUUGGUGUAAUAUUAUCAUCAUAUGGUAAUAAAAUGAAAAAUUCAUAACAUGUAAGUAGUGCAGAGAUGGUUUGAAAUAUAUAAUAAAUUGAGGAGUGAUAUUGGAUACUGGAUAUCCAAACUGUUA